AACCAGCGCCUGGCUUUGCAGAAAUAGAACUUUAAUUUUUUUUUUAAAUCUAAAUUUUGUGUAAGUUUUGCUCUCUGUGAAGACUCAAUGGAGGCUGUGGUGAAUCGACCUGCCCGUCCACACUCCCAAAGCUGCUCUGAGAACACCCUGAAGUUUAUUUGUGAGUUUCAGUCUGGUGAUGAGGAUCAGAAUAUCAGUAUCGGCUAUGAGUCGGUGUCAGUCAUCCUCCCUGCACAGUGCAGCGUCUACCAGUUGAGGCUACACAUCUGUAUGCAGGCACAGGAGCAAAACUGCCAUCCAGACCCUUUUGCGAUACUGGACCCUGAGAAAUACACACUGCUGUAUGCCAGAGGUGGUGACUGGUAUGAAGCCUACGACGACUGUCAGGUUAUCAGGACAUUAGACAUUCCAUGGUCACAUGAUGACCCUCAUUGCCUAACAGCACGCAUAUUGGUUAAACCACCUGUGGCAGUUGAUCCAGAGGAGAAGGAGAAACAACGGCAGUGCCUGACUUAUCUGAUUGGACACGACCUCGAGAAAGAAGCAUCAGAUCGACUUGGUGAACUCACCUUCACCCGUAGGAAACUGGCAGCUCCUAGAAAACAAGAGCUGAAGAAUCGGGAUAACAAGCUGUAUGCCACAGAGCCUUGGAUAACAUAUGCCUCCUUACCAGAUGACCUACAAGAAUGGCUGAACAGAGACUUGCCUGUCACCUUCCACUACAUGAGCAGGAUCAGCUUCAGCAUAAAGGCUGAGCUUAGCACAACACCAGAACUCCUUCUUCAAGUCUUUGAAAGGGUGGCGAAGGCCCAAGGAGUUAAAUGUGAGAGUUUUGAUGAUCUUGUGUUGAAAGUUACAGGGAGGGAGGAGUUUUUAUCUGGAGACUACACUCUGUGUGAUUUCCUCUGGGUUCGACAGUGUUUGAGAACCAACCAAGAGCUCCAUCUCUCUGUUGUCCCUAUGUCGCAGCUUGCCUCAGAGGCUGUCAAAUUUGUGGACUGGCCACUUGUUGAUGGUUUCAGUGGCCAGUUCAGUUCUCACGAUGAUCUCAGACUCGAAGGAAAGGAUUUGGAUGACAUCUUCAUGAUAUCUUUGUGGGACUGCAGAAGAAAUUUCAGAGUCAAAUUGCUUGGUAUUGACAUCCCGCAGCUUCCAAGCAAAUGCCCUCAGUCUGUUUAUGUUGAAGCAUCCAUACUCUAUGGUAACAAGGUCCUCUCUUCAGUGUGCUCCUUCUCCAAGGCCUUUGAAGAUGAAGUGCUGUGGAAUGAGUGGUUGGACUUUGAUUUUCUCCUUAGGGAUCUGCCACGUGGAGCUAAGCUGGGUCUCACUAUUAAUGAAAGUCCUAGUGAUAUGUCUCCAAUAACAAAGGACUCAAGGCCAUCAGUGAACAAAGACACAAAAGCUUCGUUCCAAAAGCCAACAUCACCUUCAGUCAACAAAAUACCAGACACGCAGAAAGGAAAAGGAAAGGUGCUCUACUUUGUCAACCUUCUCCUCAUAGAUCACAGGUCCGUUCUGAGCCAGGGCCCCCACACACUGCACAUGUGGUCCCACCCUGGCCUGGAUGAUGAGGCCAUCACUUACCAGGCAGACAAGCUGUCAUCUGCUACAAACCCAGACAUAGCUGACUCCAUGGCUAUCAGCUUCCUUCUUGAUCGCUACAGCUUCCCUGUGGUCGUCCCAAAUACCAUCAGCCACUCUGAAUGUUCUGACAGUCCCACCCCCACCAAAUCUGAGCCUCAAGAAUCUUGUAGAACUGUUCCCCCACCCUUGCCUAUCAAAAAAUCGUAUUUGCAAGCAAAAUUGCCUGAAACUGUAACUCUUAGAUCCCCGUCUUCAACCAGCGAUACCAGAACGGCAGGUCUCAGAAGGUUUCGAGAGGAGAGCAUCCGCUAUUCCUCCAGUCUCCCCCACUACCUGCGCAGUGUUGACUGGAUGAGCCGCAGAGUGGUCGAAGAUGUGCACUGGCUACUGGGAAACUGGAAUCCUGAGGAACUGGAUUUAACAGUGGCCCUGGAGCUACUAAGCAUGGAUUAUGCUGAUGAGAUUGCCAGGCGACUGGCGGUCCAGAGACUGGAGAGCCUGUCCAAUGAUGAUGUGCUGAAGUAUUUGCUUCAGCUGGUGCAGACCCUAAAAGUGGAACCUUAUCAUGACAGUUUCCUCGCUCGGUUCCUCAUCCAAAGAGCACUGCGGAGCAAAAGAAUCGGACACUUCUUCUUCUGGUACGUCCGCAGUGAGGUAGCAGGGUGUCUGUACUUCCGACAGCGCAUGGCUGUGAUCCUGGAGGCCUACCUGCUGGGCUGUGGUCAGGCCAUGCUCGACAGCUUCACCCAGCAGGUCCAGGCUGUGGAGGCCCUACGAGAUGCCGCUGUCUCCAUUAAAAACUUGUACCCUGACAAGACUAACCUUGAUUCUACAACUCCCCUCAAGCUUCAGGAACUCCUUAGAGCCAAAAACCUGCCAAAUGAAUUCCUGCUGCCCUUUGACCCUCGCAUUAAAUGCGGAGGGAUCCUGCUGGAUAAAUGCAAAGUAAUGGCCUCAAAGAAGAAGCCUCUGUGGCUGGAGUUCUCUCCCAUGCCAUCGCCUACCUGUGCAACACCUGUUGGAAUAAUCUUCAAAGAGGGCGACGACCUUAGACAGGACAUGCUGAUCAUUCAGACGCUGGUGCUGAUGGACUCCAUCUGGCAGGAGAAAUCGCUGGACCUCAAUCUAAUUCCAUAUGGCUGCAUUUCCACAGGGCAAAACAUAGGUAUGAUUGAGAUUGUGAGGAAUGCAACGACAAUCGCUGCAGUCCAGAGGAGCCAAGGCGGAACAACAGGAGCCUUCAAAAACAACGCUCUGUUCGAGUGGCUCAAGUCCAAGUGUCCACUCCAGGAAAUUCACUUCAAGACUGUGGACAAGUUUGUGAAGUCCUGCGCCGGUUACUGUGUGGCCACUUAUGUACUGGGUAUAGGCGAUCGACACAAUGACAACAUCAUGAUCACAGAGGAUGGGAACUUGUUUCACAUUGACUUCGGACACAUCCUGGGUAACAGGAAGCACUUUCUUGGCGUGAGCAGGGAGCGUGCACCUUUUGUUCUCACACCUGACUUCCUGUAUGUCAUGGGCAGGGUCAAUAGUCGCAACAGCCUCUACUUUCAGCGGUUUAGGGACACUUGCACAGAAGCAUACCUGUCCCUGCGCGCCCACUCGCGUCUGUUGGUGACUCUUUUCUCCCUCAUGCUGCUCACUGGUAUCCCAGAGCUGAGUGCUGCUGAGGACAUGCGCUACUUGCGUGUGGCACUCCAGGAGGAGCAGUCUGAGGCAGACGCCAGGGAGCACUUUCUCCAGCAAAUCUCUGAGUGUGAGAAGCUGGGAUGGACUGUGCAGGCCAACUUCUGGAUCCACAUGGUGGGAGGCAUUAAAUAGAGGAUUGCAUUCUGCUCUGAAGGAAUGAAGGAAGUGGAAGUGUUUCUGUGGAAGGUUUUUAAUAUUACAGCAUGUGUAUUUUUUUAUGUUUAUGUAAUAGCUACCACUGCCGCUGUUGUUAUAGGCAGUUCGAUGAUGGAAAACUGUCGUGUAUAAACAACUUACAUUUUGUCCUAAUUGCAGUGUAAACACUUGAAAUCAGCAGUUUAUUGUUAAAAUCAACUGUAACAUCUGUACCAAGGUUACAGAUAUCUAAACCUAAAGUAAAAAUUAAGACUAGCCUUUUGAAAAAAUGAAAACAAACUGAUAAGAUACUGUGUACUUAGAGAUCUAACCAGAAAAAAAUAAAUAAAUAAAAAGGAAAUUUCCAAUUCCAUUCAGUUUGGUGGACACAUUUAAAAAGUUUAAAAAUAAUCCUGUUUUGUUGUCACAACCAGUCAUGGAUAAUCUUCCACGGCACGCCUGAUGAUUUCUCACGGCACACUUAUGUGCCACGGCACACUGUUGGGAAACAUUAGUCUAAAGUGCUGUGCUUGCAUUGUAAUCUCUUAUUUUGCCCCUAUUUACUUCCUGCCUUUGUUCCUUGCCCCUUCUUUUUUUUUUUCUGUACCACUAUCAUUUAUUCCCGUGAUUUCCGAUCAGUCGCCUUUGCAUUAAAACUCUGUUCUUUCCCCGACUCUUUUUUUCUGGCCGUCUGUUUUCCUCUUUUUAUGUUCCCCCGGAUUCCUGUUUCCUAAUUGCAGCCUUUUGGACUUUGUCGUUUUCUGGAGUUACUUACGUUUUUACUUUUAUCACAUUAAAAAUUAAGAAUAAAUAUGUGACUUGUCAUUUGACAUCUUUAAAGUCAUGUGACUCGAUGUCUGUGUAAGUGCAUUUGUAGAUAAAAAUGUUUUGUUUCAUUCUAGUCAAAUGAGAGCAUUUGUUGCUUUCUCUUGUCUAAUAAGUCUAAUAAGUGUUCAUUUUGAACUGGACUGUUGGUGAGAGUCAUGGCUUGCACGACUCCUGUUUGCAUGCAGCAGAUAGAGAUGGUUUGGGGUUCAAAUAAAGAGCAGAGCCUCCAUUUUAUUCCGAUGGAUGGAGGAUCGCACGUGUCAGUGUGGAGCAUGACGAGUCACUUUAAUC
Archocentrus centrarchus (flier cichlid) is the source of this 4530-nucleotide messenger RNA. RefSeq names its product phosphatidylinositol 4,5-bisphosphate 3-kinase catalytic subunit gamma isoform-like. Gene Ontology annotation, cellular component: plasma membrane; cytoplasm; phosphatidylinositol 3-kinase complex, class IB. Gene Ontology annotation, biological process: phosphatidylinositol 3-kinase/protein kinase B signal transduction; cell migration; phosphatidylinositol-3-phosphate biosynthetic process. The transcript is spliced from 12 exons. Lineage: Eukaryota; Metazoa; Chordata; Actinopteri; Cichliformes; Cichlidae. Gene Ontology annotation, molecular function: 1-phosphatidylinositol-3-kinase activity; 1-phosphatidylinositol-4-phosphate 3-kinase activity. Bases 88 to 3408 code for a protein of 1106 amino acids. The record is from RefSeq and is a predicted model, not a curated record.